GUGAAUGCAAUUGAUCAAUCAUAUCUGUCCAUUAGAAAGUUCUGCCUGUCUGUCUGAUUGUUACGCGAAGAAAAUCAUGGGGAAUUGAGAAUGACGCUUUUCCUGAUUCUGUUGGCCGAAAAGGCUGUGCUAGUCAGGGACCAUGGGAACCAAUCGUAUUGAUCUUUCAUUGCGACCUGCUUUGAUUACUUCGAGUGAGAUGAACCUCGAAAAAGUCAUAUUAGAUACAGUUUUUCCUUUCAGGCUUCCAAAACUUUUCGUCUUUUUCCGUAAGAUUCAUCGAUACUGAUUCAAACUUUGACUCCAAUUCCCUUUCCAAUUGUUCAUUCAAUACUCGUCGUCGUUAAUUCUCUUCUGUGAGUUCAACGGCAAGUAGAGUAGAGUCACCCCGGGACGAAUCCAAUUACCUACCCCUCUUACAAAUCAUCAUCUAAUCGAUAAGGCUGUACGCGUAGUCAAUUGAUCAACAAUGUCUACAGAAAAUCAAAUGCCUACUUUCAACACUUUCACAAUUACUCAACCCUUCUUGGGCGCACCUCUUCAAUUCCAACCUGCUCUUGGAUCAAAAGAGCUUGAGGAAUUGAUCGAUGCUUACGUUAUUGGAGGUGCUUGUAAACAAGACAAGCUUUCCACCGUGACAAUCGAUUUCUAUAACCAUGCAACCGUCGAUAUUAACACCGGUUCCCUGGUCCGUCGAUACGAUGUUAUGCCAUGGACCUUUGGGCACAGUCCUUCUCAAUCACAAUCUUCGGGAUUGAGCCCACCAAUUUUCACUCCUAGUCCUGCUUCCUCAGCUACCUUUGCCGAUUCUACUUAUAGCUCAACGAGCACCCCACCCAAUCGCACUACGGGGUCACGAGUUACAAAGAAGACCAAGAAGGAUACCACCAAGAAGUCUGCGGAAGUCAGACUACCUGGCUUCUCGAUCAUGACUAAGGAUGGUAUCGAUGUUACAAAUUCCGCUGGCCGUGGAACUAAAACGAAAGAACAGAGAGAGCAUGCACAUCUGAUGAGAAUCAUUAAAGCUUGCGAUGAGUGCAAGCGAAAGAAGAUCAGAUGUGAUCCAUCUCAUAGACGUGCUUCUCAUACAAACACGCCGAGAGCAUCUACGUCAAGCAGGCCUUCUCCUCCUUCACAAUCAAACCCAAGUCCUGCUGCAUCAACACCUUCAUUAUCUAGAGAAACUACCCAAGGCUCUGAACAAAGCAGUCCUCCUGUUGAUUCAUUCGCAAUUGAAGAUUUUGUGCUUUUUCCAGAGGAUGACCUCAACCAAUGGAACCCAGAGAUGGCUAUCCCAGGUUUUGAUACCCAAUACAACGACUUCAGCAUGACUAAUUACGAAAACUUCCCUGAUUUCGAUACCAGUUUCUCAACAAUGAAUGAUAACAUAUCAUUCGACUUCCCAGUAUACGAUCAAUCCUCAUCUUUUAGUCCCCAGCUAUUAAAUACCACUAGCCACAUACUAAAUUAUCACAACACACAUCCAUUGAGCUCUGCAGAUGGCAACUCGCAAUUCCUCUCUCAAACUCAACCACAGCCCGAUCUAGAUUUCUUCGAAUCAUUUAGCAAUAUACCGAACUUCUCGCCAACCCAUACUCAACAAGCUCAUCCACAAGGCUUACCACAUGAAGAUCCUGGGAAGAUUGAUAGUUAUGGACAUGCUUCAACUGCGAGAUCUCAAACCCACAACAUCUCAUCGGUACUAUCACCCGCAAACACCCAGACCAGUGGUGCAAAUAUCCUAAAUGACUUCUCUACGACAUUCGGCUUCUCCCCGACUGAUAGUUCUUACCAAUCACAAGGCUCAGAAAAUGGCUUCGCCAGCACAGGCCCCGAUAAUGCAUAUGAUUCUGCUUCUGGCUCGGGUGUCGACUCGGGCAUUGAGCAAUCACCACGAUCUGAAUCAAGUGAUAGCGGCCAUGAGACGGUAUCCAGUACAGAGAAGGGACGCAGUCGCAGCCUACGCAACAGACAACAAGUACUCCUAGAACGUGAACGCGAGCGCAUUGAUGAUCAUGGCCGCCAGCUUACGAAGGCUCUCCUAUCCAACAAUGGCAAGUCUCAUGUUCCUGGUGCUUCCACGGAACAACCAGUUUCAAGCCCGAGCGUUCCACAUGGCGGCGACGGCUUCGUAAUGACCACAAACACUUCCAAGAGCUUCGCUUCUAGUAGUAUGCCCGUUCAUGAAGAAACACCAUGGAGCUUUGAAUCGACGCUCUCUUCAUUGGCUAGAUCUAGACCGGAAGUACCACAAAAUGCGAUGGAAAGCGGCCGCGCCCAAAGCGUAUCUAUUGUUGUGAAACCUCACGAAAACCCUGACAGCUUUGCAAGAUCGAACAACUCGACGAUUAUUGAUGCCUCUCUAAGUCGUGCUGUACGACUAGCUAGCGAUCGUGUCUCUUCUCGCCUUGCAAACUUUGCCACGAUCAGCUCGGAUAGAAAGAUACUAAGUGUCGGCACCGACCGUUUUGCAAGAUCGGCAUUGUCAAGGCUAAUAUCCAAGGUCGCAGUAGAAAGCACGCCAACACUAUCUAAUGUAGUUUCAACUGGAACCCUAGUUGUACCGGACCAAGUCGGCGUUGUUUCUUCUCCUGGUUUUGUAAUUGCGAAAAAGCUUUCAAAGGCAUCAUCUGGUUCUUCCACCAAGGUCAACAGUGGCUCUUUGGAUUACAACGGCGUUGAGGCAGUUGUUCAAAAGGCCCAGGGUGCUUCGGCUGGACAGCUUUCGAGCCCAAGCUUGAGCCUCCAGACUUCGGGAUACACCUCCACGCUUUUCAAGAAUGGCGCAGAAGCAGUAAAUAUACCGGCAACCACCACGCUCGGCACGAUCUCAACCCUCGCAACACUAGCAGCACUUGGUCUUGCCACUACCGUGGCAGUAUCCAGACAUGCUGAGACAGCCGCGAUGGUAUUGGCUAUUUGUCUACUUGCGUCCGCGUGCUGUGAUGCUCGAUCGGUUAUUCCUGAGUCUGGAAAGGGUUUCAUGAACAUCUCGCUUGGUGCAUUAAUGUGGAACUUUUGGUCCGAUAUGAUACUCAAGAUAGAUUGCGAACGUCAACAUGUAUUGAAUGAAAAGAAACAAUGGAUUGUUGCUGCGGCUGGAGAGAUGGCGAAGAAGUUUUCCUCGAGAAUCUUAAUCUAGAUGUUGGCAUUCGUGCUAGACAUGAUUAGAGAUUUGAGGAGACGACACUUCACCUUUUUUAAUGAUGUGUUGCUAUUUGGCGAAUGGUAUAUCGGUUGCGACAUGAUGCUUUCUAGCAUUGCACUUUUUGAAGAUGAGAGAGACAGGGAAAGGCAUCGGUGUGUAGAACUUGGUUGGACGAGGUUUGAAAGCACAUUGGAGUAUGGUUUGUUUUCAUGGCGCAUAAAUACGGCAUGGCAUAUGUUGUUUUUAAUAAAAGUAUGUAUGUAUACGUAGGUAUAUCCUAGAUGGCGAUAUAGAAAUAAUGAUUCUUCUGCCAAU
This is a messenger RNA of Botrytis sinoallii, 3463 nucleotides long. RefSeq lists its product as uncharacterized. The coding region runs from base 470 to 3142 and encodes 890 amino acids. Gene Ontology annotation, biological process: regulation of DNA-templated transcription. Gene Ontology annotation, molecular function: zinc ion binding; DNA-binding transcription factor activity, RNA polymerase II-specific. The record is from RefSeq and is a predicted model, not a curated record. The transcript is spliced from 5 exons. NCBI's taxonomy places the organism in Eukaryota, Fungi, Ascomycota, Leotiomycetes, Helotiales, Sclerotiniaceae.